This is a messenger RNA of Trichogramma pretiosum, 6081 nucleotides long. Its product is annotated as serine/threonine-protein phosphatase 6 regulatory ankyrin repeat subunit C-like. NCBI's taxonomy places the organism in Eukaryota, Metazoa, Arthropoda, Insecta, Hymenoptera, Trichogrammatidae. The record is from RefSeq and is a predicted model, not a curated record. The transcript has 2 exons. Gene Ontology annotation, molecular function: protein binding. Bases 517 to 5973 code for a protein of 1818 amino acids.
GUCAGUACGGUCGUUUCUCAUCUUACAGGUAUUAUUUGAGGCAACACAAAGCGAUCGAUAAGACCGCAACACAUUUACGUACUCGUUGUACGUAUACCAUAGUAGUUUACAAAAACGUAUAGAUAGGCGCGUUCGCACGCCUACGCCUAUAACCGCGUCCAUACAGCUGUCAUUGUAUCGAUGCCUAUUAUUAUACGCGCGAGGGACCGUCACCACGCAGCGCGUAUACUACGACUCUCUUCGGAUUUUCAAUGUAGCCGAAUUUUUAACGAAACCUUCUAACCAUUUGGCGCUGCGUCUCUUGUACACGGGGUUACACGUGUUCCAAACUCUACAUAACGUAUAUGUAAUGUCCGUACACGUUUAGACGCUGUAGCAGCUUAUCAAAAGAGCAGCACAUGCUCGACUGCAACGAGUGAUUUUCGUGAAAAAAAAAAAAACAGUGAAAAAUUUAUAACGAUUGUGUAUCGUGUGUUAGUAUAUCUGUGUCUGUGUGUGUUCGAGGACAAGUGCAAAAUGAGCAGCGACGUCUCCAGCGACGGCUAUAGCGACGACGAGUUCGAUCGCGACUACGAGAGCAACGUAGACGAGAGCAGCUGCUUGGACCAUUUCACGGCCGACGAAAACGACGACGACGACGACGACGACUACUCCAGCGCCUAUGACGAGGACGACGAAUCCGACGAUAAAGACAUCGACGAUAAAGACAUCGACGAUAAAAUCAUCGCCGACGUGAAACCCAAAUACCUCGAACGCAGAAAAGGCAAGUUGAAGAGCUUGCGAGAGCAGGUAAAAAAUUGGGACUCCGAGAAGGAGCGACUCCGACUUGUACGUCGGCUCGGCCGUACCGUCGACAAUUGGUUCAAGAUAAUGCCGAGUCUCCGCGGCGUCUUCAAGCGCGAGGACGAGGUCGAGCGUCUUCUCUUCGACGCGGUGAAAUCGUUGAUCGCCGACGACGAGGGCAGCCGCAACUACAUCGCCGGCGUGCGAUUCGUCGAGUACGCGGCUAGCGCGCGCUACAGGUUCCGGUCGUUCUCGCGGCAACGCGCCACCCCUAUACAUCGUUUGAUCGGCUUCGGCGAUCGUCUGGCCUACCGCGCAGUGGUCGGCCAGCUCUUCAAAAUAUACAGCGAGGACAAAGUGAACUACGUCGACGAGUCCGACGGUCUCACGCAUCUUCACGUGGCCUGCGAGCUCGGCCUGGAGACCCAAGUCCAGAAUUACCUCAAGUGCCGGCCCCAGGACGUCGACUGCGUCUGGCGCAAGACGGGCGACACGCCCCUUCAUCUCGCCCUGGCUCGAGACCACAAGCAGGUGAUCGAGAUGCUGUUGGAGCGUAAUGCCGAUUUGACUCUGGCCAAUAACGCGGGCCAGACGGCUCUGCACCUGUUCAGCCAGAAGCUGCACGACGACGAGCUGACUCGGCUGUACCAGAACGUCGUGGAGGACAACGAUCGGCCGAUCCCGGUGAAUGCCAAGGACAAGCUGGGCAAUGCGCCGCUGCACCUGACCCUGACCCACGGUCACCGCUAUCUGAGCAGAAUGCUGCUGAAGCGCGGUGCCGAUCCGGAACUGGCCAACGCCGAGGGCCAGACGGCGCUGCACGUCAUCUGCAAGCGUCAGCCCAACCGCGACGACGAUGACGGCCUCGCGGAUAUGCUCUUCCGGAUCUGCGCCGAGCUCGGCAAACCGCUGCGCGUCGACGCCCAAGACCAUCGGGGCAACGGUCCGCUCCAUCUCGCCCUGGAGCACGGCAACGAGCGCCUGGUGCCGUUACUGCUGGACAGAGGCGCCAAUCCCAAUCUGGCCAACGAGGCGGGCGAGACGCCUCUGCACUUGAUCGGCCGCGGGAGCGCCAACUUCGUCAAUCUGUUCUUCGAGCUGAGCAAGUGGAAGCACUGGGUGGUGGAGGAGAAUCCCCGCGACGAGCGGGGCAACACCCCCUUUCAUUUGGCGCUGUGCUACGGCAAGCGCAAGGCUGCGGUGCUGCUGCUGAGACGCGGCAGCUCGCCGUAUCUGGCCAACGGCGAGGGUCUGACGCCGCUGCACCUGAUCUGCGCCAACGGCUACGACGUCGACGAUCUGCUCAAGGUGUUCCUCAGGAUCUGCGACGAGCUGGCGACGAAGACGAAUCAGCCAAUGUGCAUUGACCCACGCGAUAGAGAGGGUAACACGCCGCUGCACCUGGCCCUGAAGUACAACGGGGACGUCUGGGACGCGAAGAAGCUGAUCCAAUUGCUGCUCGAUAGAGGCGCGGAUCCCAGCGCGGCUAAUAACGACGGAUCGACGCCUCUGCACUUUAUCUGUCGGACCUAUCGUCACAACGACUUGCUCGAGAUAUUCCUCGUGAUGGUCGACGAGAAGAAUCGGUUGCUGGACAUCGACGCUAGAGACGAGUGGGGCGACACGCCGCUGAACUUGGCGCUGCGCUGCGGGAACACGACGGAGGCUAAGUUGCUGUUGUCGAGAGGAGCCGAUCCCACGGUGGUGGACUCGCGGGGCUCGACUCCUCUGCACUCGAUCUGCGGUAGCGACUACGACCGAAGCGACGUGGUGGAACUCAUGUUCGAGGUCUGCCAGCGAACGUAUAACCGGACUCUGGAGGUGAACACAAGAGACGGGGAAGGCAAGGUGGCGCUGAACUUGGCGCUGGAAAGAGGCAACGCGAGUAUAGCCGAGCUGCUUCUUCGCAAAGGGGCCGAUCCGAGCUUGGGCCCGACGACGGCUCUGCACGCGAUCUGCCGGGAGCGCAGGUACCUCGACCUUCUCGGCGCAUUGGACCGGUCGAUCGUUCGACUGGUGCGCGCCGAUCCGAGGGACGAGUCGGGCAACGCACCGCUGCACCUGGCCGUGCUCGACGCCAACGACGUCGCGGCCGAGUGGCUGCUCCGUAACGGGGCCGAUCCGAAUCUGGUCAACCGGGCCGGGGACGCUCCGCUGCACGUCAUCUGCAGGCAGGAGCAGUGCCACGCGGGUGGCUUGGCCCGGAUGUUCUUCAGGGUCUGCAGGCAAGUCGGUCGAGACGUGCUGCUGGAUGUUGGAGACGAGCGAGGCGAUGCACCGCUGCAUCUGGCUCUGCGCCACGAGAACGAGGAGGUGGCGGAGCUGCUGUUGAAGAGAGGGGCCGAUUCGUCGAGGCCCGACUCGGAGGGAUCGUAUCCGCUGCACUCGAUUUGUAAGAGGAUCCACGGCGAAGGUUUGAGGAAGCUACUCUUAUAUAUCGAUCGGGCGGUCCCGGUCGAUGUCCGCGACAAGGACGGCAAUACACCGCUGCAUCUGGCUGUAUUCCACGAGAAAACGACGAUGGUCGAGCUGCUUCUUCGCCAGGGCGCCGAUCCGAGUAUAGUCGACGCGGAGGGUCGGACGGCUCUGCACAUCGCCAGUACGAGAGAACAUUGCGACGACGAGUUGGCCAAGACGCUGCUCGAGAUCGGUCGCGAGUUGGGUCGAGAGGUGCCGAUCGACGCCCUGGACUCGCGGGGCAAGACGGCGCUGCAUCUCGCAGUGGAGAGGAAACGUCGACCGCUGCUGAGAUUACUGCUGAUGCAGGGCGCCGACCCGAACGCGGCCAAGGCCGACGGCUCGAGACCUCUGCACAUGCUCAGUCGCUGCGACGACCCAGACCUGGCCGAGACACUGUUCGAGUGCAGCAGCAGCGCGAGGCGAGGCGGAAAGCGGCUGGACAUGGACGCCCGGGACAAGAAGAGGGGCGACACGGCGCUCCACCUGGCUCUGAGGCGGGAGUGCAAGACGAUGGUCCUGCUGCUGCUGGACAGAGGAGCCGCGCUGAAUCUCGCCAACGAGGAGGGCUCGACCGUGCUGCACUUGAUCUGCCGCAAGUACCACUGCGAGGACUUGCUGCUGGAGUAUCUGCUGGUGAUCGGCAAGCCGUGGCAACGACCUUUGCCCAUCGACGCCCGCGACAGGACGAGGCAGAACACGGCGUUGCACUACGCGCUUGCCCUGGACCACAGGCAGGCCGCGAGGAUACUGAUCAGUCGAGGCGCCGAUCCCAACGUGGCCAACGCCGAGGGUUGGACGGCGCUGCACGACCUCUGCCAGAGAUACCACGACGACGCGCUGCUGGACGACUUUCUGGCGAUCGCGAGCGCGAACGAGGCUCGGCGGGGCGGCGGCUGCUGGCCCUGGCCGGCGGUGAACGCCCGGGACAAGUUGGGCCGGGCGCCGUUGCACCUCGUGCCGGACUACGGCCACGCGGACUUGAUCAAGUGGCUGCUGAAGCGGGGCGCGGAUCCGAGUCGGAUCGACGACGCGACGGGACUGACGCCGGUGAACGUCUUCUGCAAGAGAUACGACGACGAGUGCGAUUCGACGCAUAAAUAUAAAUCGUUGGAAGUCGACGCGCGUGACGAGAGGACGGGCGACACGAGACUGCACCGGGCUCUGAGGCAGGGCAACGAGCGGGUGGCCGAGCUGCUGCUCGUCUACGGGGCCGAUCCGAACCCGGCCAACAAGGAAGGAUCGACGCCUCUGCACGUCAUCGCCGAGAGAGAGCUCAGCUCCGAGCUGGGCAGUAUGUUUUUCCAGCUGAGCCACGAGAGACGUGUACAAGCGCGCAUCGACUCGCGCGACAGCAGGGGUAACACUCCGCUGCACCUGGCCCUGAGACUGGGCCGGCACAUGAUGGAGGACAACGUGGCCCAGGAGCUGCUCAUCUACGGGGCCGAUCCGAAUCUGGCCAACGACGAGGGCCGGACGGCUCUGCACGCGAUCUGCCAGCGAGACGGGGACGUGGCGGACUUUGCCAACGGAUUCUUCCAGUUGUGCGCGGAGACGCGUCGACAGGUGCGGAUAGACGCGCCCGACAGCGGGGGCAUGACGGCGUUGCACUUGGCCGUGCUCAACGGUGACAAGAGCCUGACCGAGACGCUACUGAGACGCGGGGCGGAGCCGAGUCUGGCCGACAACGAGGGCCAGACGGCUCUGCACAUCGGCUGCGCGAGAGACCCCGACGGCGAUCGCGUGGCAUCGUUCCUCGGGAUGUGCGAGUCGCUCGAGCGGACGGUGGGAAUUAUCGACGCCCGAGACGCCAAGGGCAACACGCCGCUGCACUUGGCUCUGCGGUCGGGCAACGACAGGCUGGCGCAGAUACUGGUGAACAGAGGCGCGAAUCCGAAUCUGGCCAACGAGGCGGGAGAGACCCCGCUGCACGUCAUCUGCCGGUCGUACGCGGACGACGGCACGAUAGACGUCUUCUUGCAGAGUUGCGCCGCGAAGGACAGACCGGUGCUGAUCGACGCCCGGGACGGUCGAGGUCGUACGCCCCUGCAGUGGGCCGUGGCCAACUUGCUGCCCGGCGCCGUCGAUCUCCUCCUGAAACGGGGCGCCGAUCUGUCGACGUUCGUCUUCCCCACCGAGGACUACUUCGGCAGGAGAUUCGAGCGGGGUGCAAGAUACAGGCCCGAGAUGAAAUUGGCGAUGAUGGCUCACGCCCUGGUCGUGGUCGAGCGUCUGAAGAAACGAGGCCACCAGCUGGGCCUCGACAACGAUCUCGUCGACGAUCUCGUCGUCGUCAAGUUCUUCGCGACCCACCAACUGUGCCAGAGACCGAGCCCGGAUGGCCUCGUACGCGCACGCGAGGACUUGUACUACCUGAAGAGGAUCGAGAUGAAGCCGAAGAUGUCGCUGCUCCAGGUCGUCGUAUGCCGGACACCGCGCGAGGCCAAGACGAGGCUGGGGCUCACGACCGAGGACUACUACGAGUUCGUCCGGGCGAAUAAAUGGGCCCUAGCCCGUGAGGACCUCAGGGCCGAUUGCGCCCUGCAUCUGUGCGAGCUCAUGGCCAGGGAGUUCUGCUGGGAAGGCGCGAUCGAAGCGUUCCUGGAGCUGACGCGUUACAAGCUGCCGGUCGAAUGCUGCCACAUGAUCGUCGACGACACGUUAGAGAACGAGAGACUGUGUAACAUCUGUUUGGCCGCGGCUCUAAAUGCGGCUCGAAACGAUGCUGCGUGAUGGAUAUAUCUAUCGUAGAUUCGGUGCGUCGAUUCGGCCUCUGAAGAUUUAUUCGUAUUUAAUUAUUGAUAUUUAUUUUCGUUCGAAUAAAUGAGUUUAAAAAAUGAG